Capsicum annuum is the source of this 1388-nucleotide messenger RNA. RefSeq lists its product as uncharacterized. The record is from RefSeq and is a predicted model, not a curated record. NCBI's taxonomy places the organism in Eukaryota, Viridiplantae, Streptophyta, Magnoliopsida, Solanales, Solanaceae. The coding region runs from base 364 to 1080 and encodes 238 amino acids. The transcript is spliced from 3 exons.
AUUUUAGAAUCACAAAUCAAAUAAUCACUAAAAAAAAAUUAAUAUCAGCAUAAUAAUCCCUAAAUAACUAAUCCAUAAGUCGUUUAAACUUGUUUACACCCCUUAGACUUACUCUGUCUAAAUCCACUAGUGUUGGGUAUCAAUGUUCUGGAGAAAUCUAGACGUAGGGAGAAAGAAGCCUCUACCAGCUUCCGUUAUUCAUUCUCCCUAUAUCUCAAAUUUCCACACUCAAUUUUUCUUUCACUUCUACCAGCCCUCCAAUUCUCUACUUAUCAUUCUCUUUCCAACUUUCAUCUAUUAAGAAAGGAGCCCUUAAUUUGAACAAAUUGAUUUCUGAUAUUUUAGGGUUUUUGUUGUAAAAACAUGGAGACAUACUAUUCGUUGAAGAUGAAGAGGAAGGAUUUGGAAGAUGUUUAUGAUGAAUUCUCUGAUUUUUCUCUUUCCUCUCCCGCCAGAAAAAUCCGUCGACUGGAUGCAGAAUUGCCUCCCAUAAUAGAAGAAGUUGAAGAACCGGAGAUUCCUAUGACUUUUGAGCAAGCAUCUACUUAUACAAGCUUCGGAAACAAUGGAGUAAAUAGGGGUCUAGUAAUUGAAGAACUGCCCGAGAACGAAGAGAGGGCAAUUGUUCUUUUCAAGCCCAUGAACAACACACCUCCUAUGCAUUCUCCUUCUAAUUUCUCUGUUAAAGUGGAUCCCCAGUUUAUUAAUGGUUUCAAAAGUCAAGUCUUCUGGGAAAACCGAGCAAAUGCAUUCAGACCAGCUGACAAUGAAGCAACGCAACAGGAGGACUCCAGUUCUUCAAAAGGGUGUCUGGCAGUUGUUCCCUGGGUUCCAUCUCAACUUCCUUCUGCAGAACAAGCUGAAGUCCUUGAUCAACCCGACAUUUCAGAUAUGAUGGAUGCUGAAGAUAUGGAGGGUGUAGCGAUGGAUGUUGAAGAUAGCAGUGUGAAUUCUGAACCAAGAACUGCAGUCGAGGCUGGUGCAGUUAAUGUAAAUGAAGGUUUGCAUCAUUGGCAACAGCAUUGUAUGACGACUCAGUUGCCUCAGAACACAUCGCCGCCUAUUGCCUGGUACCGGUAAUUGGCAAGAAGAUUAAAAUGUUAUAAUAUUGCAUAUUAUUAGAACUCUCCACGGGUCUCCUCUUGCAUGGAAGCAUCAGGUAGGUAAAAGAGGGUGAAGUAAAUAUUAGAUAAAUGUAGUAGAAUGCUGCUUGAAAUUUUUGUCUAAGGUAGGGUGGCCGUCGUUUGGAAGGCAAGCUAUUAUGGCCUCUAAUAUGUUGAGCGAAAGCUGCUUGUAGUUUUCUAAAGUCUCAGCGCAAGACGAAAUGCAAAUCAUUCAUCAUGUCUUGGAUAUGAUUUAUUCGUGAGUACAAUGCUUAUUUUGGGUUA